This is a messenger RNA of Carassius carassius (crucian carp), 4074 nucleotides long. RefSeq names its product bone morphogenetic protein receptor type-1A-like. The record is from RefSeq and is a predicted model, not a curated record. The coding region runs from base 494 to 2101 and encodes 535 amino acids. Gene Ontology annotation, biological process: cellular response to growth factor stimulus; protein phosphorylation; dorsal/ventral pattern formation. NCBI's taxonomy places the organism in Eukaryota, Metazoa, Chordata, Actinopteri, Cypriniformes, Cyprinidae. The transcript has 13 exons. Gene Ontology annotation, cellular component: plasma membrane; signaling receptor complex. Gene Ontology annotation, molecular function: SMAD binding; transforming growth factor beta receptor activity, type I; ATP binding.
CAUCGCGUAACGCGCAGGAGUGGAAUGUUCCCUCACACAGAGGCACAACUAGAGAGAAACGAACGAAAGAAACCGGGGAAAAACGUUAUCGAAAGCUGGAGAAAAUCUCCUAAAUCCUCACCACGGAAAGUCUCUGUAAUACACGUUUUGAAGUAGACCUUCGUCACGAAUCGUAAAUCCUAAUAUGAAAGGAUUUUGAGUUGUUUGACUGGCUUCGUCAAAUAGGAGCUUGUGGCUUUGCUCUGUGAUCUGCAGACAGAAGACUUUUAAUGCUGAUACUCAUGAUUACCCUUCAUCAUCAUGUGCUGCCACACUUGCUACCCUGUGAGGUCCUUAAACAAGAGAAGGCUGUAAAGAGGCCUUGAAGUCAUCAUCACAUCACAAACUCUUCGUCAGUCUACUCACCUUCACACCUAGUUGGUGUCUUUGUUUGUCUCAAAAGUGAGAGUUCAGCACGAGCAAGACAGCUAUAUAAUUUCAGAUCUCAACCAACAUGAUAAAAAGCACCUCCAUGGUCAUCGUCUUUGGUGUUUUGGGAGCUGCCGUCCUUCUCUCACCGUCGGCUGAGGGCGGGCAGAACCCAGACUACAUGCUUCACGGCACUGGAGUCAAGCCCGGAUCGGAUCCAAAGAGACCCCAGGCAGGGGAUGGGUCCACCGUAGCCCCAGAGGAUGCUGCCCGCUUCCUUAGCUGCUACUGCUCAGGCCACUGCCCCGAAGAUGCCACGAACAACACCUGCGAGACGAACGGCCAGUGUUUUGCUAUCAUAGAGGAGGAUGAGCAUGGCGAGGCUAUCCUCACCUCUGGCUGCAUGAAGUAUGAGGGCUCUCACUUCCAGUGCAAGGACUCUCCUAAUGCUCAGACCAGACGGACCAUUGAGUGCUGUUCCACUGAUUUCUGUAAUAGAGACCUUCAGCCCACACUUCCACCUCCUAUUCCAGGAAAUCCUCCGUUAUGGAAUGCCCACUUGCUAGCCUUCAUGAUCUCAGUGACAGUGUGUUGCUUCACUUUGGUAGCCAUAACUGUGGUUUGUUACUACAGGUAUAAGCUGCAGACGGGACGGAGACGUUACCAGAGAGAUCUGGAGCAGGAUGAGGCCUUCAUCCCUGCAGGAGAGUCUCUCAAAGAUCUCAUUAGUCAGUCCAGCACUGGCUCUGGUUCAGGGCUCCCCCUGCUGGUCCAGCGAACUAUAGCUAAACAAAUUCAGAUGGUACGUCAAAUCGGGAGGGGGCGGUAUGGAGAAGUGUGGCUUGGUCGCUGGAGAGGAGAAAAGGUGGCAGUAAAAGUGUUCUUUACUCGUGAAGAGGCUAGUUGGUUCAGAGAGACUGAGAUUUACCAAACGGUGCUCAUGAGGCACGAAAAUAUACUUGGCUUCAUAGCUGCAGAUAUUAAGGGCACGGGUGCGUCCACGCAGCUUUUCCUCAUUACGGACUACCACGAGAACGGUUCUCUCUAUGAUUAUCUGAAAUACACCACCCUGGACACACAGGCUCUGCUGAGGCUGGCCUAUUCUGCAGCCUGUGGCCUGUGCCACCUCCACACAGAGAUCUACGGCACGCAGGGCAAACCUGCCAUCGCUCACAGAGACCUGAAGAGCAAAAACUUCCUUAUAAAGAAGAAUGGCACCUGCUGCAUAGCUGAUCUGGGCCUGGCUGUGAAAUACAACAGUGAUACCAAUGAGGUGGAUGUCCCUCUGAGCACAAGGAUGGGGACACGGCGGUACAUGGCACCAGAGGUCCUGGAUGAGACUCUAAAUAAGAACCAAUUCCAAGCAUACAUAAUGGCUGAUAUUUACAGCUAUGGUCUCAUUGUUUGGGAGAUGGCCCGCCGAUGCGUGACAGGAGGUAUUGUUGAGGAGUAUCAGCUGCCAUACUGGGACAUGGUACCUUCAGAACCGUCCUACGAAGACAUGAGGGAAGUGGUAUGUGUUAAAGUCAUGCGGCCAGUGGUGUCUAAUCGCUGGAACAGUGACGAGUGCUUACGGGCCAUGCUAAAGCUCAUGUCUGAGUGCUGGGCACACAACCCAGCCUCUCGCCUCACAGCUCUUCGAGUCAAGAAAACACUCGCCAAAAUGGUUGAAUCACAGGAUAUCAAAAUAUGAUCAAUUUUCCCUCCAAUGGCAAUCUGAGAGAAAUCAUGGAGAUAUCGAUGCUCACUUUUAUGACUUAUUGCCUCAGUUCCUAAACAGAGCUGUGGGAGCGCUGCUAAGCAGAACAUUUGCCUCCCUGUAUACCUGUAAUUCGUCGCCUGGUUGCAGUAAUGCUCUUUGUGUCAUGUAGCACCCUCUGCUGGACAGUAUGUGCCAUGACAGACACACUGGGAAAUAAGGACAUCAGUACACACAUCAUCCCCAUCGCCACCAUUUUUCCUUCUUCAGGCACUCUUUUAUAUAUUGGGUGAGAAUUGAAGAGCGUAUGGUGCUUUCUGUGAAAGCUGUGUAAUACGAUACGUCUGCAUGGAGGAGUGGCAUGAUGCCAGCAGUAAUGGAGCCGUGUGGGAGUAGACUUGAGGAUUGACCCUCUGUUAUUGACUGACUCGGGAGGCGGACAUAUUUGGGUUGAUAUUCAGACUAAACCCCCAACCGUAUGCUUGGGAUAUGCUUAAGUUCAAGCAUGAACGCUCCCUAUUUAAUUCAAAUGACCCCCACAUUAUGAUAUAUGUAUCAAAAAAAAAAUGUCCCGUAAACUACAUGUUGAUAUUUUACUUAAUAGCCUUUUUUGAAAAAUGAUUCGUUCAGCAGCUUUCCUUUCUGAGAAUUUGUCCAGUAGAGAUUCAAAUACAAAACUGAGUGUUAGCAGCAAUAAGAUAUUCUAUUUGAAACCUUCCCGUUUUGUGAAGACUGGGAAACAUAUUCACUGUUACGAAUCGAACGUUUAAGUGUGAUGACCGGAGUAAUUUGAUCAUCACCCCUUGUUUGGCCUGAAGAACUGAAGUAUGACUGGACAAAUAUUGCCAACACCGCUGCCGUAUAAGAUCUGUUCAUCUAGAAGAUACGGUGAUUUGAUUUUCAAUCUGUCAGAAUGGCAGCUAUGAUCUGGCUUAUCGCAGGUGUGUGGUGUGCAGAUGUAUGCCCACAGCCGCGAAUGCUUCAUAAAUGUUGUUAUAUUAUAUCCAAUAGCCUUCAUCAGUGUCAGAUUGGAUUGCUGUUUUCAAUGCCUCAUUUAAACAGUGAACAGCCUUGAAUCUAAUGUUGUGAUGCUUGGGAAUCAUAUGACUCAAAUGUCUAAUGUGAUAGAAUAAUGCAAAUGCAUGUGCUAUUUAUUCACAUCAUGUCAUAUAGUAUGAAUUACUGUUGUAAGAUAUUUUUACUUGCAGGACUAUUAACACUGUUCUUAUAACUGACUUUCUCAAUAUUUUACAGAGCAGCUCAACCUUUCAAAUACUAAAUUUAUGGCUAUGAUAUGAAAUUCUACAUUUAAUAACUUCCUAUGAAAGUGUGGGUAAAUUAUCAUUAUUUGUCUUUGAUAUAAUGUUUAAAACUUGUCCCUUUGUCUGUAAUUUACUGAAAAGUCAGGACAGACAAUUUUAGUUCACCUUUCAUAUAUAUAAAAAUUAUUAGCACUUGUGGAAAAUACAGGUUUAACGUCAACCAGGGUACUUUGCCUUGAAAGACAAGCUUGUCAUUUCUGCAUUGAAGAUCAGGUUAUAUCACUGGGAUGCAUUUAAAUAAGUUGUUAUAGCAGACUGGGAAAUAUCAAUUAUACAGGUACAAAACCCUUUGCUUUGUAUUGAAGAUUCCGAUCUCCCGUUGCUUGUGUGUCUUUUCUUAUUGUUUGGGCUGCAGUUGUGCUCAAGCCUAUUCUGUCCAUUACAAUCAUGCCAGUUAGCGAAAAUCACAUUUGAACUCAUUAAGCUCAUCUGGCUAGAUAAAUGACUACACAAUGCUUUUGUCUUAAUUGUUUAAUGUGUAAGGAAACAUGUAAAAUUACUAAUAUAACCUUUUUUUUAAAUGUGCACAAUAUCUGGUUUUAAGAGAGGUGCCUUAUGUUUUCAAGAAAAUGUUCUGUACACAGAAUUAGUCCAAUGUAUCAUUUUUUUUUCUUUAAAGUAAAUUGCCUUAUUUUAGUACACAAA